UAUUACUUACCUACUCUAUGUUUGAUUGUUUGUAACUUUUGUUUGUAAGUUGUAACUUGUAACUUGGAUCACCGAUCAUGAAUUAUUGUGGUUUAGCUAUCGCAGAUUUUAUUUUAUGGAUAUCAAUGGUAUAAACAAUGGUAAAUUCAUAGUAUUUUAAAUAACUUUUAAUCGUCCCUAAAGUCCUGAACUUUUGCAAUUGAUUGAAGAUUGUGAUGUUUAGUUCAUUUGAUGUUUGCCUAGCGCUGGAUUGUGUAAAAAAAAUAUGCGAAAAUAAUCGUUGUAUUGUUUGUGACAAAGAAUCAGAAGAGUUUUUACGGUACUCAUGUGGGCACACUGUUUGUGUGUCCUGUGCCUCAGGGACAGACAGUUGUUAUAGCUGCCUCACCUCAGCAGAUGAAUCUACCUCAAAUUAUAAAUUAGAUGAAGUUUCAGGACAAAGAGCAGUCAAUGCUUCAGUAUUGUUAAAAGAGUUUGAAAAGGCCUUCAAUGUCAAUGUUUUUAACCAUCAAAGGAUGUCAGCGCAGCUAAAAUUGGAAAAAGAUAUAUUUCCGGAAUGUAUUCAGGCUCCACGAAAGUAUUUUAAUAAAAGAAAGAGCCUUAAUCUUAACGUUAAAAAGAAAAAAAAUAGAAUUUCUUUGUUGCCUGGUGAAAUUGUUUCAGAAGACAGCUAUAAAAUGGAAAAUUCCAUAACUUCAGUACAAAAGUGGCUUAAUAGAAAUAAGGAAAAUGUUUUUGAAAUCCAAAAUGUUAAUAAAGAUGAACAUGAUGAAAGUGGCAUUGUUAUUGAUGCAUCUUACAUGGAUUGUUCCCAAAUUACUGUAGAUAAAGAUAAACAGGCUUUGUUGGCUGUGUAUGAGGCUGAUAAAAAGGAACGAACAUCUGUCUCAGUGCUUACCGUUGACAGUGAAGAAUGGGAAGAUAAUAAUGCCACAGAAGAGCACCCAAAGAUACUCAAAGAUGAAUAUAAGGUACCUUUCUUUAAAAAAAGCAAACUUGCAGAAACCUAUGUGGUGUGUGACAAUGAUACUAACAUAGUUAAUAGAAGUUCAAAUAAUUGUGGUCAGAAUAGUAGUAUACAGAUCACUAUUUCUUUUGAUAAUCAACAUAUAAAGCCUUGUGAAUUUCUCCAAAAGGAGUCAUUACAUGCACAUUCCAGUUCUGUUCAAACAGAUAUUUGUGAAUUUAUUAAUAUGAAAGACAAUUUAGAAGAUCCAUCAGAAAAUAGCUCUCUGUAUUCAAAACAGAAUGUACCAAGCCAAGAUGUAUUUACACCAGAGGAAUUACACAAAGUUUCAAAAGAUGACAUAUCAAAUAUUGGUUUUAAAGCAGCUAUGAAAUCUGUGAUUAUUAACGAAUCCGAUAGUGAUGGCUCUGUGGCUGAAGCAGCAAUACUAGAAGUUUCAGCACAAGUUCAUAACGUUGAAAACCCAGUAUUCUCUGAUAUUACCUUCAUUGACAGCCAUGAGCAGUUUAGAAGGCAACAGAGGCGUAGACCACGCCAUCUUACACCAGACAGUUCUAAUUCAUCUGAAAAAGAGAAUUUAAAUCCUAAUAAGAGGCAAAAAAAAUCAAAACCUGUAAAAAAGUCAAAGAAAUAAUCUGUUAUUUUUUAUGUUUAUUGAAAUAUUUAUGUUAAGUGUAUGUUUUUAUUUAUUGUUGUACAUUCCGAAAUAUUAAGUGUUAAGUUUAAGACACAUAUACCCAUCAAGAUUUUUUUUAUGUUAUACAUAAAAUUAUGUAUUUGCAAAACACAGAUCAUCAUAAUAAUAAAAGGUGGGCGAAAUUGUUGUCAUCAAUAUUGUAGGUGUUCUCCUAUUGCAUUUCUACUUACGUUUAGGAGAUUUUUAUUAUGACGAAUUAUACCGGACUGUUUAAUAUUUUGAAAAAUA
Messenger RNA from Manduca sexta (tobacco hornworm), 1892 nucleotides. RefSeq lists its product as uncharacterized. NCBI's taxonomy places the organism in Eukaryota, Metazoa, Arthropoda, Insecta, Lepidoptera, Sphingidae. The record is from RefSeq and is a predicted model, not a curated record. Bases 216 to 1601 code for a protein of 461 amino acids. The transcript has 4 exons.